AUGCCCAUGGCAUCUGGGUCGGUCGCCAUGUCGCCAGCCGCGACACCCUCAAACUCCUCCACCCACUACGCACAAAGGGCCAAAACACUGUCGCGGGCCACGGGUAGAAAAGCAGUGGGCGCCGUCAGCUCGACCUCAUCGCCCAACCUCAGCUCGCUCUUCUCGGCCCAUUCCAAGCUCGCCCCGGGAGGCCCCGGCUUGCUGGCGCGCAAAGGCUCCUACGCGGCCCUGACCCCUGGGUCCCUGGCCUCGAUUCCGGAUGACAGCGAGAACUACCCCUUCGACACCGUCCUGAACCCGAACCCGCCCUCGCCCUCGCGCAGCAUGGCGCCCCUCACUCCGGGACGCGCCGGAGCCGCCGACGACUUCUUUGUCGGCGACAUCGUCGACGUGCCCGGCAGCAUGCACGGCACCGUCCGCUUCUUGGGCUCGGUUGACGGGAGGAAGGGCACGUUUGCCGGCGUUGAGCUGGCGCCGGACUUUGCGGCGCGCGGGAAGAACAACGGCGACGUGGACGGGAUAUCGUACUUUACCACCUCGCAACCCGGCGCUGGCAUUUUCGUACCCGUCACGAAGCUGUUCAAACGCGCCUCAGGCACGUCUUCCGGCAUAGCCACCAACACCUUCCCCCGAACUCCGAGCGCCCUCAAGGCUGCGGGCCAGAACACGAUCAACUACACCCCGCCCACUCCCUCUUUACCCAAAUUCAGUCAGUCGGUUGGGCCAGCAAGGGCCCCAAGCCCGUCGGGCAAGCACCCCCGAGUCUCACUACCGCGGCCUGAGUCGCCCGUCCGCCGCCUGCAGCUUACACGUCCUUCGACCGCGACGCCGGGUCCGAAAGCAGGGCCUCCGCGAUAUGGAACGCCUUCCAUCAGCAAAUUCGGCUCGAGCGUCCGCGGUACCGCUGGAGACCCGGCCAAGCCCCCCUCCCGAUUAGAGCGCAAGCCCAGUCUGCAGCCUCGAAGCGCGUCCUCUCUCGGCCAGGCGCGUAGUGCGUCUGCUUUUGGCCAGGCUGGAACCAACUUUAGUGAAGAUGAAACCACGCCUGUGGGCAACCGCACCAAGACGAAUGGAAGUGUUGGGUCUAUUGGGAGCUUGAAGAUGCGCCCGGCCUCUCGCGCCGCCGCUGCCGAGGAUGAAGAGAUUGAACGUCUCAGAUCGCAACUUGCUGAUCGCGACCGACAGCUCAAGGACCAAGCGUCUGCACUGGCUGAGAUGGAGAGCAGUGUUACGGAGCUUACAUCGCUGAUGGAAAACACCGACAUGGGACCACCUAAGAGGAACAGCCACGACGACAAGGACACAUCCCAGCUCAGAGCCUUGCUAAGGGAGAAGAACGAGAAGAUUGCGAUGCUGACUGCGGAAUUCGACGCGCACAGGGCCGAUUUCCGCAGUACUAUUGAUACCCUAGAGAUGGCCAGUACGGAGACGCAGCGGGUAUACGACGCUAGGAUCCGGGAGCUCGAGCAGGAGAUACAUGAAUUACAGGACCGCAACGAAGAUGUAGACAGCGUCGCGCGUCAGUUGAAGCAGCUGGAAGAACUGGUCCAGGAGCUCGAGGAGGGUUUGGAGGAUGCUCGCCGCGGCGAAGCAGAGGCGCGCGGAGAGGUUGAGUUCCUGCGAGGGGAAGUCGAGAGGACACGGGCGGAGUUAAGAAAGGAGCGUGAAAAGGCAUCUGCCGUCAUCAACGGAGGCUCCAAUGUUGGAGAUGCUGCAUCCAAGGAGCUGGAACAGAAGGAGGACGAGAUUAGAGGUCUCAAAGCCAUCAUCCACUCCCUCAGCAGAGACGGUAUGGCCAGCAACGACUCCGCCGACAAGACACCGGUACAGCCGCAACGCAACCACUCUUUUACCAAGUCCGGCACCGACUCCAUCGCCAAGGAGAAGCUGGAACGCGAGGUUAACGAGCUACGGGCCAUCGUGGACAACAAGAGCAGCCGGGAGGAAGAGCUCGAACGUGAGCUCGAGGUCUUGCGUCGCAACAGUGCAACGACUCACCGCGGCAGCGCUAUGACCAUAGGCAGCAUCGACCGCUCGUCGUAUCGUGACUCCAAGGGCACUGUCAUUCUUGCACGUGAGCCCCGGUCACCUGAACACAAGCGAGUCCCUACCAUGGAAACCAUGCCCGAGAGCGAUGCAUACUCCUCCGUCACCGAGAGUAGCACCCUCUGGUGCGAGAUCUGCGAGACCGGCGGCCAUGACAUCUUGACCUGCUCGAAUAUGUUCGGCAGCCAACAGGAGCAGAGCAAAGGCAACCCCACGACAGCAAAGACUGGGAAGGACGUGGUAAAAGAAGGCCUUUCGAACCUGAACGUGCCCGGCGCCGACGCGGAAUUCAUGCCGCGGCCGUUGACGCCUGUUAAGUCCACGCCGGCAACACACCCGCCGCCCGCCAACGUCAAGAUAUUACCGAACCCCACCGAUUCGGGGCCCCUGGCAGGCAAAGACAGCGGCGUCGUUGACCCAGAGAAGUGGUGUGCAUUGUGCGAGCGCGACGGCCACGAGAGCAUCGACUGUCCGCUCGAGGAUGCUUUCUAA
This is a messenger RNA of Neoarthrinium moseri, 2538 nucleotides long. RefSeq lists its product as uncharacterized. The transcript has 2 exons. Bases 1 to 2538 code for a protein of 845 amino acids. Lineage: Eukaryota; Fungi; Ascomycota; Sordariomycetes; Amphisphaeriales; Apiosporaceae. The record is from RefSeq and is a predicted model, not a curated record.